This is a messenger RNA of Grus americana (Whooping crane), 2356 nucleotides long. RefSeq names its product coiled-coil domain containing 134 (gene CCDC134). Bases 337 to 1026 code for a protein of 229 amino acids. The transcript is spliced from 8 exons. NCBI's taxonomy places the organism in Eukaryota, Metazoa, Chordata, Aves, Gruiformes, Gruidae. The record is from RefSeq and is a predicted model, not a curated record.
GGGCGGAGAAGCGGUGGUGGCGGCAUGGCAGCGCGGCGGGCGUGAGCGCCGAUCCCGGCCCCGGUACCCGGCCCGCAGUGUUAGGCCAUCGCAGAGAGGCUUGGCCGGGCGAGUGAGCUGGGAAGGGGAGCAGGGCGGCCGGGUGAGGACAGCUCUGGUGGCCUCACACAUCUGCCUUUCCCUCGGGAGCAGGAGGCGGCUGGGGGAUGCCUCUGAAGGAGCUGCUGCCGCGUCCUUAAUUGCCGGUGACCGCUACUCGGCUCUGCGGAAACCUCAUCCCUGCGGACAGGCCACCUCGAGUCCCGCUGCCUGCAGACCGAGGCUGUGGCGGCCAACAUGGAUUUUCUCUUCAUCUGCCCCUUUCUGCUGGUGCUGCUGCUGUCCCGGGGCAGCUUCGCAGACCUGGAAAAACAGAAGGUGGACUCUGGCUUGGAAAUCUAUAAGAAGCUGUUUGAGGUGAAGCGCAAGGACCAGAUGAACGCACUGAAGAACCUGAUCGAGCUCAAUGAUGUCAACCAGCAGUACAAAAUCAUUGACAUCAUGCUCAAGGGACUCUUCAAAGUGCUGGAGGACUCCCGGGCUGUGCUCAUUGCUGCCGACGUGCCUCCUGACGGGCCUUUCCCUCAGGAUGAGAAGAUAAAGGAUGCGUACUCCCACGUGGUGGAGAACACCGCCUUCUUCGGGGAUGUCGUCCUGCGUUUCCCCAAGAUCGUGCACCACUACUUUGACCGCAACUCCAACUGGAACAGCCUCAUCCGCUGGGGCAUUGGCUUCUGCAACCUGACAGGCGUGUUCGAGCAGGGACCCCACUCCCAGGUCCUGGGGCUGAUGGCUCAGGAGCUGGGAAUCAGUGAGAAAUCACCUGAUUACCGCAAUCCCUUUAAAACGGACCACUCUGAGUUUUUCCCCAGUGCUGACACCUUCCAGAAGGCGCUGCGGGAAGAGGAGAAGCGGAGGAAGAAGGAGGAGAAGCGGAAGGAGAUACGCAAGGGCCCGCGCAUCUCCCGCUCGCAGUCGGAGCUGUAGCGUGCGGGGACUUGCACCUCGCGGCGGGGGCGACGCUGCUGGGAUGCGGAGUGGCUCACUCCCCCUCGGUGGCCUCGGGCCGGUGCCUGGUGGUCCCCUUUCCGUUUGUGCCAUGGGUUUCCUUUUGUUGCCUUUCCCUUUCAUUCGGUGGGGGCCGGGUGGCGGUGCCAGUGGGUUGCCCCAACAGGGCUGGGGGGAGCUGAAGUGGGGUACCCCUUCCCCAGAGCCAAAGCACAGACGGGAAGGCAGCGGGGCCAUCCCCUGGGCUGGUCAGGGUGCUGCCACCCAUGGAGGGGUAGGGCGAGGGGGACACACCGCGGCUGAGCCCCGCAGGGUGCCCAGGGAGCCCUCCCUUUCGCAGCACGCGGUGCCCUGUGAUGAACGUGCCUCCUCCAUCAUGGGUGGUCUGGGGAGCGUGUCACGCCAAACAGCCUCAUGAGCAAUGCUGCUUCUCUCAGUUUUGGUUUUUUUUUUUUUUUUUAAUUUCUUUUUUAAGCUGGUGAUCUCAUCGGCACCCCGCCACCCGGUUAUGCCUGGUCUCUGCCCAGCCGCUACCUCUGCUGGAUCAGCUCUCCCCUCUUUCCGGCCACUGUCUUACCAGGCAACAUGCAUUUCACCAGUCAGCCGUAGUUCGAAAGGCUGACGGUGCCGGUUCCCGGCCCAACGGUACCCCGCUCUCCUGGGUGGCUACCGCAGCGCAUCCCUGCGGGGAGGCAAACAUGCGGUGAAUUUUUGGGAAGGAGGGAUUUCAGCUCUUGUCCCUCUUUGCAGCCGGUGGGUGCCUGUAGCACAGGUACCGCUGAUGCUGAAGGUGCUGGGGAACCAGCCCCGAACCCCUGUGAGUGCAUCCUGCACCCCACACCCUGCCCACGCUGUCCUGCUCCCAUCCCUCCCCUGUGGGGCUGCUUCUCUCUAAUUUAGUCCCCCAAACUCUCUUCUUGGGGAGACAGCCAGCUACAGGCAGGUGGGGACAGCAGGGCUGAUGCCGGGAGGGAGCCAGCCCAUGGGCCGCGACCCUCUGUGGGGCGUCUGGGCUGCGGCGGGAGCAGAGGCAAGGGGCUGGUCCCAGGACCCGGCACAACCACCCUGCCUUUCCUCAUGGUUGCUGAUGAACUCACACCGGAGGAGGCUCUGGCAGAGGGCUUGUCCCCGAGAAGCGGGUGCUCUGUGCCGGGCUGGGGGCACUGCGGCCUUUGGGAAAGAGGAAAUGUCCUCAAUUUUUAACUGCGGAGCCAGGUCCGUCCGGCGGGGGGGGGAGGGUGACGAUGGGGACGUGUUUUGUUUUUCUUGAAUAAAAUGGACUUCUUUUUUUUUUUUUUUUAACGUAAAA